Messenger RNA from Ficedula albicollis (Collared flycatcher), 3780 nucleotides. It is a transcript of the gene ATL2, whose product is annotated as atlastin GTPase 2. Gene Ontology annotation, molecular function: GTPase activity; GTP binding. Bases 173 to 1969 code for a protein of 598 amino acids. Lineage: Eukaryota; Metazoa; Chordata; Aves; Passeriformes; Muscicapidae. Gene Ontology annotation, biological process: protein homooligomerization; endoplasmic reticulum organization. The record is from RefSeq and is a predicted model, not a curated record. The transcript is spliced from 14 exons.
CAGGGGCUCGGGGAGCAGCACAUCCUCCAGCGCCUGCUGGCACUGAGCAGAGGGAGGAGCGCUCCAGCUGGAAGAGGUGGGAAGCUCUCCUGACUGCCCGCAGCACGACACAGUCUGGCAGGAGGAGCGGGAAUCACCUGGUCUCUAGUUUGGACUCGACGGCCUGAAGCAGAUGAGGAGAGAGGUUGUCAAGCGCAGAAGCACCAAUGGAGACGUCUCCAGCUCAUCCCAGGAUCCUCAGCCCCCCAAGGUGGGACGUGGCUCUGUUCCCCAGCCCAGGAGUGCUGCUCAGCGUGCUUCAGGUAAGCUUUAUGAAGAGGAAGAGGAUGAUGCCCUGCCAGACUCAGACGCCCUGCCGGACUCAGAUGACGAGGUGGAACUGGAUAAGCCACGCCCCAUACAGAUUGUCCUUGCUCAUGAAGAUGACCAUAACUUUGAAUUAGAUGAAUCAGCAUUGGAAAAAAUCUUGCUUCAGGAGCAUAUUAAAGAUCUUAACAUAGUAGUUGUAUCUGUAGCAGGAGCUUUCCGUAAAGGAAAAUCUUUUCUGCUGGACUUCAUGCUUAGAUACAUGUAUAACAGGACUUCUCCUUGCUGGAUAGGUGGAAACAAUGAGCCAUUGACUGGGUUUACAUGGAGAGGUGGAUGUGAACGGGAGACCACUGGCAUUCAGAUUUGGAGCGAAGUGUUUGUAAUUGAUAAACCUAAUGGAACAAAGGUUGCUGUACUACUCAUGGAUACCCAAGGUGCCUUUGAUAGCCAAUCCACUAUCAAAGACUGUGCAACAGUUUUUGCCCUGAGCACCAUGACGAGCUCUGUCCAGGUAUACAACUUGUCUCAGAAUAUUCAGGAAGAUGACCUUCAACAUUUGCAGUUGUUUACAGAAUAUGGAAGACUAGCUAUGGAAGAAAUUUACCAAAAGCCGUUUCAGACAUUAAUGUUCUUAAUUAGAGAUUGGAGUUAUCCUUAUGAACAUGCAUAUGGCUUGGAAGGAGGAAGAAAGUUCCUAGAGAAAAGGUUGCAGGUAAAGCAAAACCAACAUGAGGAGCUACAGAACGUAAGGAAGCAUAUUCACUCCUGUUUCAGUAACCUUGGGUGUUUCCUGUUGCCCCACCCUGGUCUUAAAGUUGCAACAAAUCCAAAUUUUGAUGGGAGAUUGAAUGAUAUAGAUGAGGAUUUUAAGAAUGAACUGCGGAAUUUGAUACCGUUACUGCUUGCCCCUGAAAACUUGGUAGAAAAAGAGAUUAGUGGAUCCAAGGUGACCUGUAGAGAUCUUGUAGAAUACUUCAAGGCUUACAUUAAAAUCUAUCAAGGAGAGGAGCUACCUCAUCCGAAAUCUAUGCUGCAGGCGACAGCUGAGGCGAACAAUCUUGCUGCUGUGGCAGGAGCAAAAGACUUGUACAGCAAAGGCAUGGAGCAGGUGUGUGGGGGAGAUAAGCCUUACAUUGCCCCGUCGGACCUGGAGCAGAAGCACCAGGAUUUCCGAGAGAGCGCCAUCCGGCAGUUCCGCUCCGUGAAGAAGAUGGGAGGGGAGGAGUUCUGCCGGCGCUACCAGGAGCAACUGGAAGUGGAAAUCGACGAGAUCUAUGCAAACUUUGUGAAGCACAACGAUGGCAAAAACAUCUUUUAUGCUGCUCGUACCCCUGCCACUCUAUUUGCAGUCAUGUUUGCCAUGUACAUAAUCUCAGGACUGACUGGGUUCCUUGGCAUGAACUCCAUAGCUGCCCUGUGUAAUCUCGUGCUGGGGAUGGCUCUUAUAUCGUUUUGUACUUGGGCAUACGUUAAGUACUCUGGGGAAUUCAGAGAAGUUGGAACAGCCAUUGAUCAGAUCGCUGAAGCUAUAUGGGAACAGGUGUUGAAGCCCAUGAGUGAUAAUUUGAUGGAGGAUCACAUGAGGCAGUCUGUAAAAAACUCUAUCAAAGCAGGCCUGACCGAGCAGGUGGCUCACCAUGCCAGACUAAAGACAGACUGACAGUUCGUCUCCUCUUCAACUCUGCCCUCUCAUCCUAGACAUGCUUGCUGUACCAUGAGAACUCAAUAAUAAUAAAAGAUAAAUAAAAAUAAACCAAAGUUUACAAUCAACUGUAGAAGUAGUUUAGUGUGAUUGGCUUCACAGAUUGCUGCCAUCACCGGGGAAGAGUUAAGUUUGUCAGUGCUCAGCUUCAGACAAACCGGUGCCAUGGAGCCGGCUGGGUGGGAGGGAGGGGCUCCGUUUUGCACAGUCCUGGUGCCCCGUGUUCGGGGGAGGGAGGGGGAGCUUCCCCAGCGUUGUGAGUCCGUGCAGGCUCCGGCUCGCAGGGGGGAGCCCGUCCCCUGCAGGAGCUGACUUCAGGGAAGUGUCGUGAUCAGCCCUGCACCAGGUGUGCUCUCCCCGCUGUCCCCAGCUCGAUGUCCCCAGCUCGGCACCGCCCUCGCCGGCUGCAGCGAGCGUUUCUGUGCGCAGCCGGUGGAGCCGUCGGAGCAGCCCCUCCAUUACAAUGCGUCUCUUGCUUUCUUGCCUUUUACCAGUGUUACACAGAUGCAUGUGCUGGUUCCUCAUGCAGAACUGGGGUGUCAGGGAGGCAGUGGCUCAGCACAGAGGGUGUCUUGCCUUGAACUCGCAGACCUGGUCCCGAGGGAGGUGCAUAUCAGAACUGAGCUGUCUUUUUCUGCAGUUUAGCCUUCAUGUAUAUAAUAUUGCCAUUAAUUCUACUGGGGAAGAAAUUCCAUCCAAAAAUGUUGCCUACAGCUACCAAGCAAUGAGUUAGGAUUGUCUGUACAGUGUGUUUAGUUUUUAUUUUUUAAGAAAUCACAGAUAGGGCAUGUAUAUGAAAUAUAAAUAUAUAAAUACGAUUUUGUAUCAAAGUUUUGUAGUUUAUGGCAAAACCUGGUUCUGUGGUAGCUAAGUGCAGUUCCUGUAAAGGAAUGUUUGUGGCUCAUGUAAAUGUGUGAAUGCAUCAACAAUUUGAAGUUUUUUGAUAUAUUUGUGAUAUUUACCUGCCUUGAGCACUGCAAUCUCUCACCCCCUUGGGAAAAUCAAUGGGAAUGUUUGUUGUGAAAUUCUUGUCUUCUGUUGCAUUUUAAAGUUAUUUCCUGUAAUUUAUUUUCAGUACAUUAUUAAAAUCAGUUGUGUAUAUAUGAAAUGAAAUCCGUGCUUAUUUUUAAAAGAUGUUCAAGUAUUGUAUUCUACUACAUAAACUAUGUCAAAUACUUAUCCUGACAAUUAUAUGAACAGAUUUGUUCUAUUGUACUUCAUAGCUUUCUAUUGAAGUUGAUGUUCCUCUCAUGCUUGUCUCUGGAAGGUGACCUCUGUCCAGCUCAUACCCCCUCCCUGUAUAGGAAAACCUCCUGCUGUUCUUAAAGCACGCUUUUAACUUGUGGAGUUGCUUGUCAGAUUCUGCCCUCCGACAAUUGUAUCACUCUGAAAUCUUGUUACUGGCUUUACUUACAUUCUUGGCUAAAUCAGUAUCAACUGUGUGGAGUGUAAAGGCAGCUAAAGAAUUAACUGCUGUAGUUAAUUAACAGCUGUGUGCAAUAGCCGGGUUUUUUGCAUUCCUAAAUGGUAACAAUUUUCAUCAACAUCUGAGCUUUAACAUCUCCCCUCUCUCGAGUGAGGGAAAUCAUCUGUCUAGGACUAAAGCAAUUGCACUGUGACUUUUGCACCGCAGAGAACUGCUGGGGAGUGGUGGUUACCUGCCCUCUGCAGGUGAGGGCUCAGCUCCAGGGGAAUGAUGCUAAAGAGGAGGUAGGAAUGUCGCAUUUUAUGAUAUCUCAACCUGUACAGAUUAAAUACUGUUCUUCAAA